AUGCCACAUUUCCGCAUCCGAACGCUUCGCGACGAUGAUUGGCUUAUGAUUACAGUCCCGUUCACCGAACCCACGCCUCACGCCUCCCAAUCGGGUCCAGCCGGCCGCCACCCACACUUGCUCUCGUAUGGGCACACGGCACACGAGACGGGGCUAGUGAAUGCACCACGUGGAGCUGAGGUGCUGGCAGCACGCGGCUCGCAGACGCACGCCUUGAUGGAGAUAUUUUCGGAGCCGUAUGGAUUGGACAAAGCGAAACGGUAUGAGAUCAUCCGCACCGUCGGCAGAGGCGCUUUUGGCGAGGUGUUUCUCGCGUGGGACACACAAACCAAGCAGCGAGAAGCACCCCAUCUCCGCGCAGGGGGAUACCGUGAUGCAGGCAUGGGCGAGGAGGGGGGUGGGGGCUACGUGGCUCUCAAGACCGUAGCGUCGAGGGUUUCGUCGUCGUCGAUGUCGUCCGGGGGGCGGGGCGGGCUGUCGAAGGGGCUGUUUCGGGAGCUGAGAGCCUUGCAAAUGGCGACGGAGUGCCCGCAUAUCGUCACCUUGCUUGACGUAUACCCCGAGGGAUCGAACGCUGUUCUGGUGCUGGAGUACAUGCCCUCGGACCUCGCAAAGGCAAGUAGGUACGUGUUGGACGGCUCCCCUAAUCCUCUUGAAGAGAGUCAUAUCAAGGCUUACACGACCAUGCUCCUGAAGGGGCUAGCUUGGAUGCACGCCCACGGGUUGCUUCACAGGGACAUCAAGCCCUCGAACCUGCUGCUCAGCGCUGGGGGGGUGCUCAAGAUCGCCGACUUCGGGCAGACGAGGACGCACACCACACCGCAGACGCGAUCGUACAGCCACCAGGUGGCAACUCGCUGGUACCGCGCGCCAGAGCUCCUCUAUGGCGCAAGAAGGUACGGGUGUGCUGUGGACAUGUGGGCGGCUGGGGCGGUGGUAGGAGAGAUGCUGGCGAGCCGACCUUUGUUUCCGGGCAGGAGCGACAUCGACCAACUCUACAAGAUUCUCCAGGUGACGGGGAGCCCAACGGACGAGAACUGGCCGGGGGUGAAAGGCCUUCCCGACUACGACAAAGUCUGCUUCGCGGAGAUGCCCCCCCAAGACGCCUCCGUCACUUUUCAGGGGUCGUCCCGGGAGGCGUGCCACCUUACCCAGGGGAUGCUUCGCUUGGAUCCCCGCAAUCGGACGCCUGCUCUGGAGGCCCUCCAGCACAGGUUUAAUAAAUGGGUCUGACCAACUAGUUGCGAUUGACCGCCUAUGUAGAGCAACUGGACAGUUCAUAGGUCUGGUCAGCUAACUGCAAUUGAGCGCUUAUGUAGGGCGUUUGCACAGGUAGUAUAGUAGAUCUGCCCAACUCCAGCGGCACCAAUGGACCGUUUUUUUCGAGCAACUGCCCAUGUAGUACAUAGGUCUGACCAACUACAGCUGCAACGAUUGAGCGUUUUCCUUGUGUAGAGCAACUGCACAGUUCGUAAAUAGGUCUGGCCAACUGCACCGAUUGAGAGUUUCCGUUCUGUGGAGAAACUGCACAGGUAUUUCGUGGGUCUGGCCGGCUAGCUUCCCAUUGAGUGUUUCCGUUGUUUAGGACAACCACAGGUUUUCGCGACGAGAGAAGUCAAGGGUUGACUCUUGUCCGCGUCACCCCGUCGGCCUACGGGGCGAGUUGUGAUGACCUUUGUAUUCAUCCACGACGCUUGCGUCGGCCUACGGGCUAUUUUCUCGUGGCACCAGAAGCGACGCCCUGCCAUCUCCUCUUGCCUCGAAUAACGGGCUCCUCGGUCGAACCACAGCGGCCUCAGAAGCUCGGAGAGGCGUUUCUGGACGAGGGGUGGGGCGAAGGGGUCCACGCAGAAGGCGACGAUGCGACCGGGGCGGUCUAGAGCUCCGCGUGGAUUGGAUGAUUCGGUAUCCUGCUCGAGGGUAUUGCGCUUUAGUUGGGGCUACGGGUUUGGGUUGGACACAGGGUUGCGAACCCCCCUCUCUCUUUUUCUGGAUGAGGGAUGGGGCGAGGGGGUCCACGCAGAUGGCGGCGAUGCGACCGGGACGGGCUAGAGCUCCGCGAGGGACUGGAUGCUUCAGUAGCUUCUCGAGGAUGCUUCGCUUUGGUAGGGGUUACGGGUUUGGGUUAGGGUUAGCUACGAACCCGUUUUCUCUGUUUCUGGACGAGGAAUCGAGGUAAGGGGUCCACGCAGACAGCGGCGAUGCGACUAGGGCGGUCUAGAGCUCCGCGGGGAUUGGAUGCUCUUAGUAACCUUGGCGAGGGUAUUCUUGGUUUUUGUACAAUCACAUCCGUUGCCGUGAGAUUCCCCGUGUCGGAGGUCACCGUACUGGCAGUGCCGUUACAUUUCCCGAAGAUCAUUCGCCAUGGAUGUACAGCAGUCGCAGGCCAUCUAUAAGGCGGGUUAUAUUAGGCGGGUACCCGCUAUUGACUAGGGCGGGUGAAAUUGGCUGACGGGUGCCCGCUAUAGACUAGGGCGGGCGAAGUUGGCUGACGGGUACCCGCUAUAUAUGGGUACCCGCUAUAUAGACUAGGGCGGGCGGUUGGCUGGCACAGAUGAAAAAUUCAAGACGGUUAUACAUUGAGUUAUGCGGGUGCCCGCUGUAGGGCGGGUGAAUCGGUCUGGCGUAUGCCCGCCUUAUUGAGGGCCGACGUGUCAGUCAUGGGUCUGUACGGUGCAGGGGCUACGGGAUUGGGUUGGGAAUUUAGGGUAGGGAUACGAAGCCCCCCUCUGAUUUUUACACAUACAAAACAGAGGUCCCUGUUGAGUGCCGGUUGAGUAGUGACGUUGCCGAUGUUUUCGGCGUGAACACUAAAUUUUAAGUCGUUGUCAGUACCCUGAAUAGCGCCGGUCCGGUAUAGUGCCGGUGAGUUUUCUGGGUACAUACCGGCACUGAACAGGGACCUCUACUAUUCAACGGGUAGGGUCCGAAUGCUUGGUGUGGUAGUGAUGUUUGACUUUCGUGAUUUAACGAUGGUGUAAUGAAGCAGGUGCUUGGGGAUCGUCCCUUGACAUGUGAUGAUGAGACGGCGCAGCUUACGUU
Ectocarpus sp. CCAP 1310/34 is the source of this 3042-nucleotide messenger RNA. Lineage: Eukaryota; Phaeophyceae; Ectocarpales; Ectocarpaceae. The record is from the annotation of a GenBank genome assembly.